Molecule: messenger RNA, 651 nt
Organism: Adineta ricciae
Lineage: Eukaryota; Metazoa; Rotifera; Eurotatoria; Adinetida; Adinetidae
Source: the annotation of a GenBank genome assembly
AUGAGUCCCUUUAGCAAGGACGAAACUAGUCGUAUGAUAUGCUUUGGAUCUUUCUUCUCUUUAAACUCACCCCACCCUCACCCUCAAGGUAUACAUGAUAUCCCAGGAUAUGAAUGGGCACAAAAUUGUACACCUGAGCAAUUUCAAAAAGAAGGAGGAAUCGUUUAUGACAAUGGUGAAGAUGCUUUAUAUAACGAAUUACAAAAAACAGCACCAGAUAAUAUUUAUCAUUUAAUUGAAAUAUCAUCAGCAACAUCAGUAGGUGAUGUUUUACAACGUUUAAAAUCUGAAGUGACAAAAAAUAUUCGUUUAUUCGCUAUGGGUGGAUCGAUCUAUCGAGAUUAUGAAAAUUUUAGUCAACCAUCAAAAGAAUAUAAUGUUUUUGAAGAUACUGUUGCCGCUCAAUUCAUGUUUAAUUCAUCUUGGGCUUAUUUUGGAUUAGCACCAUUAGAUACUACAAUUUUUAUGCAAUUCAAUGGCCUUACAUGGCAACAAUUUCUUUUCUAUCUUUGGUAUAACAAUGGUGGAAAACAUGCUGGAGGUCUUGAACCAUUUAGUCCUGAUAUUGGUACAAGUACUAUGUAUGAUGUUUUAGCAGCUAUUCUAAGUUUAUAUUAUCCAAAAACAAUUACCAUUGAUUGUAACAAAUGA